CUCGAUGUUCUGCUCAUAACAUGAAUACAUUUGUAAAUAUUCAAUUUAAAGUGAGCUUCAGAUUGGUUCUACAUAUCAACUUAUAUAGGGUGUAUAAACUUUCUUCUUAAUAGUUUUCUUAUAGAGCAACAGGAUAUUAAAAAUAUCAGAUCAAAUAAAUAUUGAUAAGCUAUGCUUGGAAUGAAUGAGUUAGGUGGCCUGAAGCAGCCAAAACAGGGAGCAAAGGGUGGACCGCAGACUGUAGUAUGCCACAUCUGCGGGCGAGAGUUUGGGUCCAAGUCAAUUGCAAUUCACGAGCCCCAGUGUCUUGAGAAAUGGAAGGUGGAGAAUUCAAAACUGCCAAAAGGUCAGAGAAGACCACUGCCAAAAAAACCUGACGGAGGAAUGUCCAGAGAGGAGAUGAAUGACCUUGCCUGGGAGAAUGCGAAGGCCCAACUGAUCCCAUGUGAGAACUGCGGGCGUCGUUUUGCCUCAGACCGCCUGCCCGUCCACCAGCGAUCCUGCAAGCCCAAGGGUGGGGCAGGUGGUGGGGGCUCCACUGGUGGGGCAGGGGCUUUUGGGGGAGGUCAAUCUAAGGCUCCAGUUUUUAAGAAGCCUCCUUCUAUGGUGUGCUACAUUUGUGGACGCGAAUUCGGCACGAAGUCCAUUGCAAUUCACGAGCCCCAGUGUCUUGAGAAAUGGAAGGCAGAGAACUCAAAACUGCCCAAAGGUCAGAGAAGACCAAUGCCAAAAAAACCUGAUGGAGGAAUAUCCAGAGAGGAGAUGAAUGACCUUGCCUGGGAGAAUGCGAAGGCCCAACUGAUCCCAUGUGAGAACUGCGGGCGUCGUUUUGCCUCAGACCGCCUGCCCGUCCACCAGCGAUCCUGCAAGCCCAAGGGUGGGGCAGGUGGUGGGGGCUCCAUUGGUGCAACACCUAGUAUGGGUGUCUUGAUUAUCAUUUCUGACCAACAGGCUCCAGUUUUUAAGAAGCCUCCUUCUAUGGUGUGCUACAUUUGUGGACGCGAAUUCGGCACAAAGUCCAUUGCGAUACACGAGCCCCAGUGUCUCGAGAAAUGGAAGGUUCAGAAUGACAAACUCCCGAAGGGCCAGCGGAGACCGGAACCUAACAAGCCAGAGGUUCGCUCUAUUGGAGCAACUGGUAAAUAUGAUGUAGAUGCAAUGAACGAGGCAGCGUACCAGAGUGCAAUGUCAAACCUAGUACCAUGCCCGAACUGUGGGCGUACAUUCAACCCUGACCGUCUGACUGUACAUCAGCGUAGCUGUAAGCCCAAGGUGCCCAAGGAGGAUGCCUGAACAAUGGAUUGACCACAUUAUGACGGACCAUAUUUUGCUCAUAUAUAUAUGUGUGUGUAUGUGUGUGUGUGUGUGUGUGUGUGUGUGUGUGUGUGUGUGUGUGUGUGUGUGUGCGUGCGUGUGUGUCAAACAAAGUGAGAGAAGGAUGGUUUUUCUUCAGUUGGUAUUAUUUUAUUACAACUUGAUAGGUCAAUCGUGUCUUAAUACUUCACACAGUUGUUCAGAGCCAUCACAUAAUGAGGUUAGAUAACUCGAUAUUAUCUUUUAUACAAAUUAUGGCCCCUGAUUGACUAUGGAACUUAGGUUAAAGUUUUAGGGCAGGUUGGGAUAUUUAUUAAUAACUUCUAUACCCUUCAUUCAAUUGACUUAAUAUUUCACAUAAUUGUUCAGGACCAUCACCCAAUGAGGUUACAUAACUAUAUCCUUAAUACAAGUUAUGGUCCCUGAUUGACUUAGAUUAAAGUUUUAGGCAAGUAAAAGUUAAGGGCAAGUUAGGAUUUUAAUAAAAAAAAACUUCUAUACCUUUCAUUCAAUGCAUUUAAUAAAAUUCAAAAUUAUUUACGACCAUCUUACAACAAGAAACAUAACUCCAUUUUAACCCUAAAUACAGAUUAUGUCCCUUGGAUAUUUUUUUUUUAAAUUUCUUUUGACAGGCACAUUUUUACAUUGAAUCUUAACCAGUCUUUUACCAAGGGGAAACAAUGAAGGCUAUACUAUAUGGCCUUUGAUUUAUUUUUUUUAAAUUUCUUUUGAAAGGCAUAUUUGUAUAUUCUUUACCACAUUUUCAUAAUGGGAAAUGAAGUUAUUUGAAUGACUUGCGUCAUUUUUCGGGUGGUGGGAGGGCAGCAUCAAAGUCAUGUUUUGAAAAAUUUUAGCAAGGUUUGACAUAAACAGACCAAACUUGGUAAUAUUACAUUGUUAUUGUAUUCACUUCUAAGUCAAAGCGGCGAAGUCGAGCAGCGCGCUGUCUUACGACAGCUCUUGUUUAAGGAGUAUUAAGUUUUAAAAUUGUGGGAAAAUACUUUGCUUAAUUAACAUAUGUAAUUAAAGCGUUUAAUUGUGAAAAUUCAUUCGUUUGUAUAUAUGAUACCGGUAGGCAAAUCCAUAUAUAGAUGUCUGAUGUCCUUUAAAUGUUUGUGAAUUGUUAUGCCCUAAACACAGCCAUGUAAGUCAUACAUGAAUAUGGUGUUCAAACCAAAAUGAUUAAGGCCUUCACCAAUUGGUAACUUUCUAUGAUUCUGGCAUUUUAGCUCACCUGAGCACGAAGUUCUCAAGGUGAGCUAUUGUGAUCGCCCUGUGUAGGUUAUCGUCCGUCGUCAACAAUUUGACUGUUAACACUCUGGAGGGCACAAUUUGGGCACAAUCUUAAUGAAACUUGGUCAGAAUGUUACCCUCAAUAAAAUCUUAGAUGAGUUCGAUAUUGGGUCAUCUGGGGUUAAAAAUUAGGUCAUCAGGUCAAAUUGAAGGAAAAGCUUGUUAACACUAUAAAGGUCACAUUUAUGACUGUAUCUUCAGGAAACAUGGUCAGAAUGUUAAUAUUAAUAAUCUCUAGGUCGAGUUUGAAUCUGGGUCAUGUGCGGUCAAAAACUAGGUCACCAGAUUAAAUCAUAGGAAAAGUUUGUUAGCACUCUAGAGGUCACAUUUAUGACUGUUUCUUCAGGAAACUUAGUCAGAAUGUUAAUAUUAAUAAUCUCUAGGUCGAAUUCGAAUCUGGGUCAUGUACGGUCAAAAACUAGGUCACCAGGUAAUAUUGAAGGAAAAGCUAGUAUACACUGUAGAGGUCAUAUUUAUGACUGUAUCUUUAUGAGAGUUGGUCAGAAUGUUAAUAUUAAUAAUCUUUUAGUCGAAUUUAAAUCUGGGCCAUGUGCGGUCAAAAACUAGGUCACCAGCUCAAAUCAUAGGAAAAGUUUGUUAGCACUCUAGAGGUCACAUUUAUGACUGUAUGUUCAUGAAACUUAGUCAGAAUGUAUAUAUGUAUUAGCUCUAGGCCAUGUUCGAAUCUUGGUCAUGUGCUUUCAAAAACUAGGUCACCAGGUCAAAUUUGUCGUGAAAGUUCAUUUGAAGUUUUAACCACAGUUUCAAACAUAAAUUUGACUCACUUUUAUUCAGCCACGAUUUAUAUGUACCCCUUUUUCGAAUAAUUAUUAAAGAGCAAGUUGUUAUGUAUGGGGGCAGCCAUCUUGAAUGAACUACUUCCGCUUUGCAUUUUGGGAAAUCUCCCUAGCAACUGUCAAGAUGCUGACAUAAUAUUGUCGAUUUUUGAGGUUUCGAUUGUAAUCUCUCUCUUUUUAACAUUUCGAUUUUUGUGUCUUUGUGGCAGUCAUGUAGAUCAGACUUUCCUCUAUAUAGAUUCAUACACAAAAUUAUAGAACCAAUUUCUUUCAUUAUAAUACUUUCUGCACUGUUUGAAUUGAAGCAGUAGUAAACAUUCUAUUUUUACGGAAACUCACAACACUUUUUCACCAAAUGUACAAUUGUUUAUGUUCCUUCGGCUCUAGUAUAUAAGAUUGAGCUUGCAGACGAUCAAGGACUCUGGCAGCCAUUUUCACAGCGACAAGCUGAAUUUUCAUUUUCAAGUAAAUUUUUGUUAUAUUUAUCUAAAAUCAUAGUAGAAAUAAAAUAUAAGUAAGAAUUAAGUAUAGAACUCGUUGGUUAAAUUCUUUAAUCAAUUUCAAUAGAAUUUAAGUGUUACUUUAAGAAUAUUUUACUUAAAGAUUGGGUGAGAAUGAGAGAGUGAGAGAAUUUCCUAUUUAAAUUCUGGGAAUACAACAUUAUUAAUUAUAUGAAUAUUCUUAUUCUUGAUAUUUGUACAUAGUUUAACGAAUACACCAUAGAAGAGUUGUU
This is a messenger RNA of Mya arenaria, 4137 nucleotides long. RefSeq names its product zinc finger protein 474-like. The record is from RefSeq and is a predicted model, not a curated record. The transcript is spliced from 7 exons. NCBI's taxonomy places the organism in Eukaryota, Metazoa, Mollusca, Bivalvia, Myida, Myidae. The coding region runs from base 172 to 1293 and encodes 373 amino acids.